AUGGCUCUAUUUAUUGAUUAUAAUGAUAUAUUUCCCAUCUGUGCAGAAGAUUUUAACUGGGGAAUAAAUUAUCAAAGAAGUGAAAAUAUAACUCAUGAUUUAACAAGUUUGUGCAGUAAUUUCUAUAAAGAAGAAGGUAAAAACAACUUAUCUCGUGAAUUUAGUCAACAUUGCCAAGUCCAUACUCUAUAUUUAGAGCGUAUAAGAACUAAAAUACCAACAUAUAAACAAAAAGAAUGUUGUAUAUACUUCUAUUACAAGCUAAAUGAACUACUAAAAAAAUAUCCUUGCAACUGUAUGGACGAUAAAAGUUGCUAUGGAAAAAUGGAAAGCCUGAGCAAGAAGACAUUUAGUGAUAAUAUUUCUAGAAUAUUUUUGCAAUGUAAUAAUUAUAUUAAUGCUUUUGAUGAAAGUGAAAUCCCAAUGUUUAAGAAUCUUGAUAAACUAUAUAGCCUUUAUAACAAAUUUAAAAGGCCAAAUCAUCCAAACUGGAGUGAUAUUGAGAAUUUUAUAAAAUGUAUGGUGCAUUUAGAAGGGCAUAUAAAUAAUUAUAACGACAGCUUUAAAGUAUUGCUACAGAGACUUAACAAUAAAUAUAUUGAUUUUGUGAAAACGCUAAAAGAAACUAACUCGCAUGAGAGCGCAUUAUUAUCUUAUAUUUCUGAUCGCGGUCAUAUUACAGGAAUAUUAAAAAAUUUUAAAAAUGAAUUGUAUUUAUUUAAUAUAUAUUGUGUU
Plasmodium gonderi is the source of this 735-nucleotide messenger RNA. Its product is annotated as variable surface protein. NCBI's taxonomy places the organism in Eukaryota, Apicomplexa, Aconoidasida, Haemosporida, Plasmodiidae. The transcript has 3 exons. The record is from RefSeq and is a predicted model, not a curated record. The annotation marks the transcript as partial.